Messenger RNA from Soboliphyme baturini, 1152 nucleotides. The record is from the annotation of a GenBank genome assembly. NCBI's taxonomy places the organism in Eukaryota, Metazoa, Nematoda, Enoplea, Dioctophymatida, Soboliphymatidae.
ACAUAGGUAUGUAAUUUUUAUGAAUGCUUUGUUUUGUAUUGUAUAAUUUAGUUUUAUUUUUAUCUGUCUUCAUUUUAGACAUAGGAAGGCGACAGUCGUCUUGGCGUUGGUACUUUUCUUGGUGUUGUUCGCUUUACCAAAAUGGUUUGGUCCAGCGCCACAGUCGGUCAACGAAUGCACGAAGUUCGUCGAAGAUCACCUAUCGCUGUACGACCGGGGUUCGGACUACUCAAAUGCGGCCGUUUACGUGCUUUCGCGACACGACAAGUUCAAUGGCCCAUUCCUGGUGCCUUUUGUGGCCAAUGGCCACUUCUCGGUUGCCCUGGAGCCUUCCCACGACGACGUUUUGCACAUCAUCGAAAACCCACUGACCAUUCAUGCGACAAAAAUUCGACCCGUAGUGCAUGUGUCGCUGACCGGUGCUGAAGCGGAAGCCAGUGAAAUAGAAAACUGUUUAUUUUUAGCCGCCUAUAUCACCCAUUUUGCAAGUGGCCACGUUUCUGAGAUCCAGUAUUUUCGAAUUCAAGAGCGUUGUGUACUGGUCGAAAGCGAAUUCUACGCUCAUCGCCUGCGACCCAACAUCUUUGUGCAGCACGUCAUGCUCAGGAAUCCAACGAUGGUAGAAAUCAACUUUAAACUUCAGCGAAUGGAACAACCAAAGAUGAAGAACUUCGGCAGCAGCCUUCGAAUCCUCUGCGAACAGAUUACUGACUUUAGCAAGCCGUCAUCGUACUGUGCGGUUGUUGGAGCUUCUGACGAAGUCGUGAAACUAUCGCCCGGAAAGACUGACCAACGGACGUUUAUGUCGAUGGUCGUGCCGUUCGCUAUUAACGACAGUUCAGGAUUUGACAAACAGCUCACUUCUUUUGAGGAAAAGGCAAUUAUGCUUUACAACGAAGCAAGUCUGUUCAGUUAUGAAAGUCUGCAAAAGGAGCACGUCGAUCUCUGGCGGAAGACAUGGGAAAGUGGCUUUGAAAUCUCACGUUCACUGGCCCCUCAUGUAUUGAAUAGUGAUGUCAUCAAUGCCACUUUGUACGUCAUGAUCUCGCAUAGCCCGGUCUUGUUGCACAAGUCAGCAUCCUCAUCGGAUGACGUAUUUCCAUUCGAAUAUCAGCCGCAUCACUGUUACUCGGCUCACAACACAUUGUAAGU